AUGACUGAGAAAACUAACUUUGAAGGUUCCCUCCAUUCCUUCCUGUGUAAACACACCAGCAGCUGGAUGUCAUCAAUGAAGCUGUGCCAGUCCUUAUCAGAGGGACUUUCCUAUCUCCACUCUGACCUCCUCAGCCACGGUGUGCACAAGCCUCCCGUGGCCCACGGAGACCUCAGCAGCUUUAAUAUUCUGGUGAAAGCAGAUGGUAGCUGUGCUCUUUGUGAUUUUGGAUCCUCCACCAUUCUGCGUUUUUGUUCGGGCUAUCACUUCUGGCAGCAGCACAUGACAAACAUGAAGGGUCAAGCUCAGUUCGGCACGCUCCACUACAUGUCCCCCGAGGUCCUGGAAGGCUCUGUAAACCUGAGCAGCAGCUCGUUCCUCAUGCAGGGUGACGUCUACGCUUUGGGACUAAUUCUGUGGGAGAUAUGGAUGCGUUGCUCUGAUUUAUUUGAGGGCGGAGUUGUUCCUCAGCGUCUGCUGCCGUAUGAGCUGGAGCUGGAAGCCAGUGUAACUCUGGAAAGACUCCUUCUGUACGUGUCUGAGAUGGACAAGAGGCCCUCCAUACCUGAUUACUGGGGGGUGCUACCACAGGGCUUUGCGCUGAAGGAGCUCCUGACAGACUGCUGGGACGGCGACGUGGAAGCCCGACUCACAGCUCCAUGUGUCCUGGACCGAUUAGUCUCUCUUGCAUCUUCCUACCCACAUUGA
Molecule: messenger RNA, 708 nt
Organism: Nematolebias whitei (Rio pearlfish)
Lineage: Eukaryota; Metazoa; Chordata; Actinopteri; Cyprinodontiformes; Rivulidae
Product: anti-Muellerian hormone type-2 receptor-like
Exons: 6
Coding region: 1-708 (235 amino acids)
Biological process (GO): protein phosphorylation; cellular response to growth factor stimulus; BMP signaling pathway
Cellular component (GO): signaling receptor complex; plasma membrane
Molecular function (GO): transforming growth factor beta receptor activity; ATP binding
Source: RefSeq, a predicted model, not a curated record